Molecule: messenger RNA, 5355 nt
Organism: Myxocyprinus asiaticus (Chinese sucker)
Lineage: Eukaryota; Metazoa; Chordata; Actinopteri; Cypriniformes; Catostomidae
Product: neural cell adhesion molecule L1-like protein
Exons: 30
Coding region: 423-4205 (1260 amino acids)
Biological process (GO): homophilic cell-cell adhesion; axon guidance; dendrite self-avoidance
Cellular component (GO): axon; plasma membrane
Molecular function (GO): cell-cell adhesion mediator activity
Source: RefSeq, a predicted model, not a curated record
GUUAACCCGGUCACAGUGGAGCCAAGUUGUGGAAGGCUUUCUCGGUUGCCAUGGAUAUCUAAAAGCUAUUGACUGCGUUCGCGGCUCUUUGACGGAACGAAUUUGUAAGAGGAAACCCACCACUGUGAAGGAAAACGUUCAUCGAGCGAAACUGUCAGUUUACAUACAGGCUCGCGCUGCGCUCUUCGCACUUCACGUACGAAAUCGCUAACUGCAGCAUCACGAACUACUCCAAAAGAGUUUGUCCAGCAGAGCGUGCUCCGACUCCAUUGUUUACAGAGCUGAACUGACGGUGGCUCUGCAGACAGGGCGGAGUUCAGCGGUGUCAUCACGGUGCUGAGACCACAGCCUGUGUUGGAGUGAGAUGCACUGACUCCUGGCAAACUGCAGUAUUCUUGUCAUCCUCCGCUCAACUCCUAGCCAUGUGGUUGUUCUGGAAAAUGGGUGUGACCCUCAUUUUGGGCACCUGCCUUAAUAUUAGUUGCACGUAUCAAACGAAUGCCCUAGAAAUUCCACUGGAUGUUUUAGCACGCAUGAACAUGGAGCAGCUGCCCACAAUUACAGAGCACUCUCCUGCCUCCCUGAUCGCCUUCCCUUUCGAAGAGAGCUUCCCCAUGAAGUGUGAAGCCACAGGAAACCCUGUACCAGAAUUCAGGUGGACAAAGAACGGGCAAGACUUUGAUCCCUAUCAGGAUCCCAGAUUGAUAACAUUAGAUGAGUCCGGAACGUUCGUCAUUCCAAAAAACGGAAAUCUCACCGAAUUCCAGGGAAAUUACCGCUGCUUUGCUACCAACAAGUUAGGAACAGCCAUGUCAGAGGAGAUAGAAUUUAUUGUCCCCAAUGUUCCAAAGUUCCCUAAAGAGAUCAUUGAUCCAAUUGAGGUUAUGGAAGGUCAGUCAGUAAUUUUGGAAUGCAAUCCACCGAAAGGAAUCCCCCCACUGCAAAUCUACUGGAUGACAAUAGGUCUACAGCACAUCGAGCAGGAUGAGAGAGUAUCCGUGGGUCUGAACGGGAAUCUGUACUUUUCCAACGCCAUUGAGACUGACAGUCGCAGAGACUACUGCUGCUUUGCUGCCUUUCCACGUAUACGAACCAUCGUCCAGAAAACUGCCAUGUCUGUCAUUGUCAAAAGCAACAAGUUAAUGAAGGACUCAGGCUCUGGUAGCGGCACAGGUUAUGCAAACUCUCUCUUGGAGAGGAAGCCUGUUCUAUUGGCUCCCAAAGGAACAGAGUCGCACACAUAUUUGGUGAAAGGAGAAGAUCUUCAGUUGGAAUGUAUUGCAGAGGGCUUUCCAACACCAAAGGUGGAGUGGUUUAAAAUGGGCCAUAAUCUUCCAGAAAGGAAUAUAGUCGAAAGUCAUGGGAAGUUGCUCACAAUAGAGAUGGUAAAUGAAGAGGAUGAGGGGAAAUAUAUGUGCAAAGCCAAUAAUCCCUAUGGAGAAGUGGUGCAUUACUUUCAUGUUACAGUAGAGGAACCUCCUGAAUGGGAAAUAGAACCUCAGAGUCAGUUGGGUACGAUUGGAGCUGAUGUGGUGAUCAGGUGUGUUGUGAAGGGAAAUCCUCAACCUACUGUGACAUGGAGAGUCAACGGCCAACCCCUAAAUGAGGUACCAACAUCCAACAGGAAAGUCUUGAAAGAUGGCACCAUUUUCAUCCACAAUGCAAACCCUGAUAACAGCGCUGUUUACCAGUGUGAGGCUUCAAACAGACACGGCACCAUCCUAUCCAAUGCCAACAUCAUGAUUAUGAACAUCCAGCCAGUGAUCCUAACAGAAAACAAUCUCCAAUAUACCGCAGUGGAGGGGAAAGGUGUGGUCAUGCACUGUAAGGUCUUCAGCUCACCAUCCUCCAGUAUUAUCUGGAGUAAAGCUGACAGUGCCAAUGCAGUGGAAGGAGAAAGAUUCUCUGUUCAUAAGAAUGGUACGCUGGAGAUCCAUAACGUGAUAAAAGAGGACUCUGGGGAAUACUCUUGUUUUGCUCAAAACACAGAGGGCAAAGUUGCUAUUGCUGCAACCUUUGAGGUCAAAGAUCCGACCAAAAUAGUAGACCCUCCAAAAGACCUGCGGGUUUUUGUCGGAACCACCAUCCAGUUUUCAUGUCAGGCAGAGUUCGAUCCUUCCUUCGGAAAUGAUUUUGAAAUCCUCUGGGAGAAAGACGGCAUCGCUCUCAACAGCAGUGAGAACACACGAUAUGUGCUCGAUGAUGGAGUGCUUGAGAUCAUCAAUGUGAGCUUUGGAGACCAGGGCUUAUAUGUCUGUGUGGCCAAAACACCAGUCGACCAAGACGCGGCGAUUGCACAGCUUUCAGUUGUUGAUGUUCCUGAUCCACCCGAGGAUGUGAUUCUGUCUGAAAGCAAUGGAAGAAGUGUGAAACUGCAGUGGAAACCAGGAGAUGAUCAUAACAGCUCAAUUACUGAGUUUGUUAUAGAGUUUGAGGAAAGCCAGUAUGAGCCAGGCAGCUGGAAGGAGCUGUUGAGAAUACCUGGGAACCAUCACUCCGCAAUGCUGAAGCUGCACGGACACGUGGACUACCGCUUCAGAGUCUCUGCCAUCAACGAGGUUGGGAGAGGUCGAGCAAGCCAGACUAUUGAAAGAUACAAAACUCCACCAUCAGCACCCGACAAGAACCCAGAAAAUAUCAAGAUCGAAGGUCAUUUGCCACAUGAAAUGGGUAUCAGCUGGGAGCCGUUGUCACCUCUUGAACACAACGGCCCAGGAUUGGAGUACAAAGUAAGCUACAGAAGACAAGGUACUGAAGAAGACUGGAUGGAACACAUCGUUAAGAGGCACUCAGUUGUAGUUAAAAACACCCCAACGUUUGUCCUCUAUGAGAUCAAAAUUCAGGCCAAGAAUCACGUGGGCUGGGGCCCGGACCCCAAAAUAAUAACAGCAUACUCAGGAGAGGACUUCCCCUCCGCAGCUCCGGAGGAUGUAGGAGUGGAAGUUAUUAACAACACCAUGGUGAAGGUUAGAUGGGCCCAUGUUCACAAGGACAAACUCCAUGGACAUCUGGGGGGCUACAGGGUAAACUGGUGGAGGCAUCGUAGUCUACUGGAUUCAAAGAAAACACAUGGAGACAAACACACCCUGACAUUUGCUGGGGAGAGGACCCGUGCGGUAGUUACAGGGCUCAGGCCCUUCUCAGAAUACAGCCUCAUUGUCAUGGCCUUUAACAACAGAGGAAAUGGGCCUGGAAGUCACCCGGUCAGUUUCCAAACCACCGAGGGAGUUCCCGGUCAAGUGGCUUCUUUCAGGGCUACAAACAUCCAAAAACACAAGGUCACACUGACCUGGUCUCCUCCCAUUGAUGCAAAUGGAGUUCUAAUCAGUUACAUCCUGCAAUAUCAAUUAAUAAAUGACACUGAGGAAGUAGGCCCUCUGAUGACCAAGAACAUCUCUGCUGACAUCAACAAGCUACCCCUCCAUGACCUGGAAGCCCUGAGCAGAUACAAGUUCUACCUGCAGUGCUGCACGCGGGUGGGCUGCGGACCAGCUGCCAGUGUGGAGUGCACAACUGUCCCUGAAGCGAUUCUGUCAAAUAUUAGCACCUCAGUUAGUCACAACUUUGCAAAUAUCAGCUGGAUUCCAGGCACAGAGCAAAUGGAUUCAGAGUUAUAUGUUGCGUUUGUGAACAACCGUGAAGGUAACUGGAAGAUAUCCGAUUCGCUAAACUCUUCUAAGACUUUCCACAUCAUUGAAGGGCUCGAACCUGGAACUGAAUACACAGUGCGUCUAAUGACUAAAAGCUGGGUUGAUAAUUCUAGUAUUUUUGAAGAUGUUAUCAGGACGAGGGCCAAAGGUCUGGCCAGUAUUCAUGGUGGCAUCUCCAACCAGGGCUGGUUUAUCGGGCUCAUGUGUGCUAUAGCACUGCUGACCCUCACGGUACUCAUCGCCUGUUUUGUGAACCGAAACAAAGGAGGAAAAUACUCAGUAAAAGAGAAAGAGGACCUACACCCAGACUUGGAGUCCCCAGGCAUAAAUGACGACACCUUUUGUGAAUACAGCGACAAUGAUGAGAAACCAUUGAAAGGCAGUCAACAUUCCUUGAAUGGCAACUUGAAAGGAGGGGACAGCGGAGAAAGCAUGGUGGACUACGGCGACGAGGACGCUCACUUCAAUGAGGAUGGCUCUUUUAUUGGAGAAUACUCUGGACACAAGGAGAAGGUCUCAACGGAAAUCAAGGGAAACAAUCAGAGCACAGCAUAAUGGACCACGGUCAAACUGUUUCUUGGACAAGCUCUUGCAAAAGGUCAGUCAAAAAGGAGCAGAAGGGAAAAAAAUGACAGUGCAAUGGAAUCCGAAGGACAUUUUUGCAAUUAAUGUUUUAUUGUCGAACUCUCAAUCAUACUCACAUCAAUUUACAAUUUUUUUUUUUUUUUUUUUUUUUGCAUACCUUAACUGAUCAAUCAUGUCAGUUGUGUAUACUUUUGUGGGGUGUUUUUGUAUUAAAUAUUUGCAAAUCUUUGGUGACUGUGAAGCUGCCGGAACAUUCAUUUAAUUUUUUUGUUUGUUUGUUUUGUAAAUUCUGAUGAGAGAUAAGAGAAAAACAUUCCUAUUUACACAAUUUCUGCUUUCUUCAACAUGUGUGUCAUCUUGUAGCCAAGCAAGUAUUAUGUCAGGGUAUGAACUUUGUAUUAUUAUUUUUUCGUUUGAGGCAAAUAUUAUUUACAUUUUAUACUGCAGAUACUGUAUACUGUGCAUUCAUUAAAUGUGGGUUAUUGUGUAUACCAAGGAGUUGUUGCUUAUAAAUUAAAAAAAAACAAAAAACAUAAUUUUGGUGUAAAUCCAAAAAGCGCAAGGCAACAUAUGAGUUGACUCGAUUAUAAUUAGACUCACAUGCUUUGUUGAACAUUUACUGUACUCAUUUUAAUUAAUGGUUCAGGCUAUACUAACAAGUUGCAUAGCCACAUUCAAUAUACCAUAUACAGUACAGUGAGUCUGCUACUGUUAACUCAUUAGCCAUAUUACAGUAUAUCGUCAGACAGGCAGAUAUUAAAUUUUCACACAUAAACCGCCCCCCACCUUUUUUGCCUUAAAAUGACUUUGAUAUACUGAUAAGUGUGGCAUAACGAAUUAUAUUGUUAUGAAUUCCGUGAUACAGGGUUGGAAUUCCAUGAUUCCAUAUUGACUUUAAAUCCUUUCAACAUAAAUUUCACACUCGGGAAUAUCAAAAACACCAUAAGUUGUCAAGAAAAAGAUUUUUUGUUCAUUUGGACAUUUAUUGAUUUUUUCAGGAACAACUCCACUUAUAGUCAUACUCAGAUUUUAAAUAAUUCUGUACAAUAUUUCUGUACAAGCAUUCUGUUUGCAUGUUGAAUGAGGAUUGUGUGCAGAUUUGACAUUAAAUUGUAUCAUU